AUUUGAAAAAAAAAUUGUAGUUUCAAACAGUUGUCGAUUAAGAUUUGUACUAUAAUUAAUUGCAAUGAAAUACAAUGUGCUCUUUGUGCUUGUCUGCUUUCUUGCAGUAUGCAAAUCGAAAAUGUUCGAAAUCGAACUGAAACGAAUGAAGUCUGGAUUUGAAAACAUGCUACAAGAAAAAAUCUCACCAAAUGUUAUAGACGAAAUUUUUUCUGUAGAAGCUAAAAUUUAUAAAAAACUAACCGAAAAACUUGGAAAUGUUGCUCCAGUACCAUUAUUCAAAUUCCUUGAUGCUGAAUAUUACGCUCAGAUACUGAUUGGAAGCCCUGGUCAAAAGUUCAACGUAGUUUUUGACACGGAAUGGCCAAUUACUUGGGUUCCAUCUGUUUUGUGCCCUUCGUUUCAGAUUCCUUGUGCAUUAAGGAGGAAAUAUGAUGGAAAUAGAUCAUCGAAAAGCGUGAAUUUAUUAAAAUCAUAUAAAAUUCCGGUCGGAUCCUCAAAUUUGACAGGACUUCUAUGGAUGGACGAUGUUCAUGUAAACACGGCCGGUGUGACCAAUCAAACGUUUCUCGCAGCUUCACACAUUCCGUGGUCAAUGGUGUUUUCAAAAGUCGAUGGUGUAGUCGGCCUGGCGCCGAACAAUGAUGCACUGCCUAAUGCUUUACCACUGUUUCAAAAUUUGAUUAGACAAAAUAAAAUACAAAAGAAUAUGUUUUCAGUUUAUUUGAACAGGGAUCCGCAUUCUUCGAAAGGUGGUACUAUUCUCUUUGGUGGAAUUGAUCCGAAACAUUACAAUGGGUCAUUUACUUACCUGAAGGUAGAUCCAAAAACCAAAUUGUGGUCGUUUAUAAUUAAUAAGAUUUAUAUGGGAAACACCACAGUAUGCAGCACAGGUUGUAACUCACUUCUAGACACGAGUUCAAAUUUUAUCACGGGACCUUCGAAAGAUAUUGAAAAUUUUAAUAAGUUCUUAAACACGACUUAUUUAGGAGGUGGACACUAUAUGGUUGACUGUGGCAACGUUAAUAAAUUGCCGCCUUUAUACAUAUCAAUGGGAGGGCGUGACUUUAAGUUAAAAGGAGAAGACUACGUACAAGAGUUGGAAAUCGGACCAUUUACAUUCUGCCUUUCGCUUUUAGUGAGUAGCACCGACCCAUUCUGGACUCUUGGGGGCGCCUUUAUGUCGAGAUACUAUGUUACAUUUGAUAUGGAAAAUUAUAAAGUUGGUUUUGCUAAUGCACAAUAAUAAUUGUUAAUGUGCCGACAAAAAAAUAGAAACAUUUUGCAAAUUGUAUUUGCUUUCAUCAGCCGUGAUUGAAUUCCAUUUUUUUAUUAGUUGUUUGUAGAGGCCAAUGAAGAAUGAAGAUCACACGUUACUGUGUAAUUA
Cimex lectularius (bed bug) is the source of this 1387-nucleotide messenger RNA. RefSeq names its product lysosomal aspartic protease-like. The coding region runs from base 65 to 1246 and encodes 393 amino acids. The transcript is spliced from 9 exons. Gene Ontology annotation, molecular function: aspartic-type endopeptidase activity. Gene Ontology annotation, cellular component: lysosome. The record is from RefSeq and is a predicted model, not a curated record. Gene Ontology annotation, biological process: proteolysis; cell death. Lineage: Eukaryota; Metazoa; Arthropoda; Insecta; Hemiptera; Cimicidae.